Messenger RNA from Sarcophilus harrisii (Tasmanian devil), 3375 nucleotides. It is a transcript of the gene AP1AR, whose product is annotated as adaptor related protein complex 1 associated regulatory protein. Gene Ontology annotation, biological process: negative regulation of cell motility; regulation of Arp2/3 complex-mediated actin nucleation; negative regulation of substrate adhesion-dependent cell spreading. Gene Ontology annotation, molecular function: AP-1 adaptor complex binding. The transcript is spliced from 10 exons. Lineage: Eukaryota; Metazoa; Chordata; Mammalia; Dasyuromorphia; Dasyuridae. The record is from RefSeq and is a predicted model, not a curated record. The coding region runs from base 803 to 1594 and encodes 263 amino acids.
AACUGGCCCCCUAUUUAAAAAGUUUGAGGACCCCUGCGGUAUUGGAAAGCAUUUUUUUUCCUCAAAAGGCAGGACUUUAACUGAGAUUUAAAUGAAGUUAGAAGGUAGUAUCAAGGAAGAAAAUUCCAAGAAUGGGAGUAUAGGUGGCAAAAAUUUGAGAUGAAUGAUAUAUGUGAAGAAUAGCAAAGUAGAGUAGGUGUUACUCAGAAAUUCUGUUAAUUUGGGGAAUUUAUUUUGUAGCCUACAACUUUGUUGAAGCUGUUACAUGAGUUGUUUUCUUUAUUGAUGACCUAGGAUUUUAUAAAUAAACCACUGUCAUAAACGUAUAAGGAUAAUUUUAUACCUUUAUUCCUUUAUUUUCAUUGUACAGUCUUAAUUAUUUUUGCUAGCCUUUUGAAAGCUUUAUUAAGUAAUAGUAGGGAAGAUGAGUAUCCUGGCUUCUUUAUGUAUUACAAGUAACUGGUACUUAUCAAAAGCUUGAGAUAAUCAUUUUGGAUGUGUUUGUUUUUCAAGUUUUGAACCAUCCUUAAGUUCCUGGUUCAAAAUGAAUAAUUUCUUGGAUACAUAGUUAUAAUCUUUGAUGACAUUUCUUUUAAAAUGUUUGAAUCCAUAUUAAUUCUAUUGGUCUUUAGGUCUCCUUUGUUUUAUCCUUCUCUGGUUUUGGUGUCAAGACUACAUUUUGCUUAUAAAAGAAAUUUGGUUCAAUAGUUCCCUGACCCUGCAGCUUCUUCUUUUUAUAUUAAGAUCAAAGUAUUUCAGGACGUGCCCAACAGGCGAGCAUUUCACUAUAGAGGCAAGUAGAAUGCUGGAUAACAUAUUUGAAAAUCUAGUAGAAAGUGAUGAAGGAGAAAGCCCGGGAAGUAGUCAUAGGCCCCUUACUGAGGAAGAAAUAGCUGACCUAAGAGAGAGGCAUUAUGAUUCUAUUGCUGAAAAACAGAAAACAAUUAAUUUGAAAAUUCAAAGAGAGUUAGCCUUACAAGAAGAGAAGUUAAGACUAGAAGAAGAAGCUUUAUACGCUGCACAGCGUGAAGCAGCCAGGGCAGCAAAGCAGCGAAAGUUCUUGGAGCAAGAAAGGCAAAGGAUUAUGCAGCGAUCUCAUCAUGCUAACACUGGAGAAUAUCAAAGUUCAGGGGCAGAAGAAGACUUUGAAUAUUAUUUGAGAAAUACAAAGUCACAAUAUGAAGUUUUUCGAAGUAGUAGGCUUUCAUCAGAGGCCACAGUUUUGACCCCAAACACAGAAAGUAGUUGUGACUUAAUGACCAAAACCAAAUCAACGAGUGGAAAUGAUGACAGCACAUCCCUAGAUUUAGAGUGGGAAGAUGAAGAAGGAAUGAAUAGAAUGGUCCCAUUGAGAGAAAGGUCCAAAACCGAAGAGGAUAUUCUACAGGCUGCAUUAAAAUACAGUAGCAAGAAAACUGGAAGUAAUCCUACCUCUGCUUCUGAUGAUUCCAAUGGGCUGGAAUGGGAAAAUGAUUUUGUUAGCGCUGAAAUGGAUAACAAUGGUAAUUCAGAAUAUUCUGGAUUUGUGAACCCUGUUUUAGAAUUGAGUGCCUCUGAAUUAAAAAAAUCUGAAGCAGAUCAGCAAGAUAGAUAGGGAGAAAUUUUCUGGCCUUUUUAUCAGUCAUGACCAAAUGUUUAAAAUCAAAUAGAAUAUAUAUGUUUGUUCUGAGCCUUUUUUGUAAGGAAGAAAUUAUGUGAUAAAUGUUAAGUAGCAAAGAAUAAAAGUGAUGAAAUCUGUCUAAAUUCAGAAUUAAGUUUAAUUUCAUCAUGAUUCUGUCAUGCUUCUGAAUAUGUUGUAAAGAUUCUUGUUCAGGUACUAUUUGGAUUGGAUAGCCUCUGAGGUCCCUUGCAACUCUUAGAUUCUGUGAUUAUUAAAAACAGUCUGCUCUUAUUUAUGUACACCAAUUUAAUAUCUGUAAAUUUAAUUUGUUUCCUUGGAAAUAGCUUACAAUUUCAUUUUCUUUGCAUGGCCCUAAUAUUGUUUUAAAAAAUAACAUUUUUGUAUCAGAACAUGAAAAUAAUAAGGCUUUUUUUUUUUAGCAGCUACAAAAGGCACUAUUUCCUGAAGAUUUUUUUAAGCUUUCUCUGUUUUUUAUAAAUUGUUUGAAUCAUUCUAUACUACCACUGGAAUUCAGUAACCUUAACCAGAGCACUAAUAUUCAUUUCUAUCAAAUUGAUAAAGAUAGCAUGUUCAUGGUAUUAUUGCUAAACAGGAUUGCUAUGAGGCCUGUGAAAGAAAUGAGCACUCUCAGAAUUGGAAAUUUUUUCAUUAAUGAUUAUCAGACACAAAAUUGAGGAUAGAGCUUAAGUGUUCUACUUGAGAGUGACAUAUUCCUGCAAAGAGAGUGUUUACUUUAGAUUGAAUUUCCAAUUUCUAGCUAAGUUAUUUUUUAAAUCUAUAUUAGAUGAGUUUGGAAUAAUAAAAUAAAAAACUUGGACAGAGGACUAAAUUCUUUGCUGAAUAAAUAAUGUGGGAGUUCCUAAAAAGAAGCAAUAUAAGUAUUUUGAAGAAAUUUUUUCUUGUAUAAAAUAACAGAUUUUAUUUGGUUUUCUCUUGUAUUGUUUUUAUGUAUGAUAAAGGGAUGCUCUGAAAAGUAAAAUUAAGUGUAACUUAAAACUAUAAGUUAUAACUACUGCUAAGAUUCUACAAGAUGUCCUAAAAGUCUUAGUGUAGUUUUAAUCAACUUCAGACAACACCAAGAUUUUUAGGACACCAUACAUAUUAGGCCUUUCUUUUCUCUACUUCAUAAGGAAGCAAACUGCUUUUAAUUGAGCUGCAUUUCUUGAUUUUACUAGCAGAUCUAGCAUAAUUUCAAUAGCUAAAUUGUUGUUUCCUUAGUAGUUCUUUUUCUUAUAACAGUGUUAAUGUACUUUCUAAUAAGACACCAUAGAAAAACUAAGACACAAAUGGUGAUGAAAGUUCUUGCUGUAUUUUUUUAAAUCACAUGGCCAUUCAAUAUUUUAACUUGUCCUGAUAAGCAAGGGUAUCUGUAAAUUCAUCUCCUUUUUUAACUUGUAAAACUAAGAUACUGACUGAACAUGUAAAUAUAUUUCAUUAAAGAUGUAAUUAUUAUAUAAGUUUUGCCAUAAUUUAAGUUUGUAGCUAUGUCAUUUAAAAAUUUUUAAAUGUAAUCUACAUUCAUGCUGCCUGUAAUAUGCUUUUUAAAGUUUGUAUACAUCAGAUGUAUAUUUUUGUUUCGGCAUAAGCUACUUUCUAAUUUUUCUUGGUAUUUUGUCCAUAUUACAGACUUUUGAAGGAAUGGAAUCAACUUCUCAAAAGUUGUGAAUAAAUACAUUUUUGCAUUUAAAAAUAAAUCAUCUUGCUUGUUGCUGUUUCAGGCUUUUUAUCAACAAUAAAAAUAUUAUGACCACUGA